ACCUGAUAACUUGUGCGAACAUUGAUACUUAAAUGAAAAAUGGUGGUUGACAUGGAGUUACAGGAAGCUAAGGAUUACGUCCUUCAGCUUAUGAAAGAGAAAGAGAAAAUUGAAUCGGAGUUGAAAACAUUAAAGGAAAUCUUAGAUUCCAAUCAUGUUGGAAUGGAUGAUAGUUUGGUCGACUCUGAAGGAUAUCCACGACAGGAUAUCGACGUUUAUCAAGUCAGACACGCAAGGCACAAAAUAAUAUGUCUUAAAAAUGAUCACACUGCACUAAUGAACAAAAUAGAGGAGGGUUUGCACAAAGUGCAUGCAUUGGCUGGAAAUCAAGCAGAAAGUUCGACUGUAGCUGCAACAAGCGAUAUUCAAGAUACUAUACAAUUGGAGCCUUUUCUGAGGGUAAAUUUGGUAACACCAGGUUCACCAGCUGAAUUAGCAGGGAUUCAGGUUAAUGACCUUAUAUUGAAAUUUGGCUGCAUCGAUUAUCGGAAUUAUAAAUCGUUAAACGAUAUUGGUACUUUGGUACAAAACAGCAAGAAUAAGCCUGUGAAUAUACUAGUUAAACGUGGCUCUAAUACAGUACCUUUGACUUUGGUUCCACGUCGUUGGCAUGGCAAUGGCCUUCUGGGAUGUAAUGUAAUGUCUAUAGAGACAGUUGAGAGAUAAAUCUUUUAAAAGAACUACAGUAAUGCCCACUUAAGUGACCGCGCUCGGGACCGGUCGCGGUCAUUUAUGUGGGUAUAGUUGCUUCUCAGAAUUCAACGGAGAUAAGAAAAGAGGAUAAGUUCGAGUGAGAUACAAUAGCUGGUACCCGAAACUAUAUAUACAUAUAUAUACUAUGUAUCGAUAAUGACUGGCGUUAAGUUACGUUCGACACGCUCGAUGUUCGAAGCCGCUUGGCUUCUAAGAAAUGGUGGAGAAUAACCGUGGACAUUUAA
Molecule: messenger RNA, 938 nt
Organism: Colletes gigas
Lineage: Eukaryota; Metazoa; Arthropoda; Insecta; Hymenoptera; Colletidae
Product: 26S proteasome non-ATPase regulatory subunit 9
Exons: 4
Coding region: 40-666 (208 amino acids)
Biological process (GO): proteasome regulatory particle assembly
Cellular component (GO): nucleus; cytoplasm
Molecular function (GO): protein binding
Source: RefSeq, a predicted model, not a curated record